Messenger RNA from Vespa mandarinia (Asian giant hornet), 5502 nucleotides. It is a transcript of the gene cora, whose product is annotated as erythrocyte membrane protein band 4.1 like coracle. The record is from RefSeq and is a predicted model, not a curated record. Gene Ontology annotation, biological process: actomyosin structure organization. Gene Ontology annotation, cellular component: plasma membrane; cytoskeleton. NCBI's taxonomy places the organism in Eukaryota, Metazoa, Arthropoda, Insecta, Hymenoptera, Vespidae. Gene Ontology annotation, molecular function: actin binding; structural molecule activity.
GAGUUUUCCAAUUCGGCCAUGUUGACUCGCGCGUAAGAACACAUCGAAAGCAGUUCCAGCGUGUUUACGGAGUUUAAAAGUCUAAAUGUAAGUGCAACUUCUGGCUCAUUUCUUCUCGUUAAUAAAGACAAUCACUUUUUACGUUGAUAUUUUCAACGAAAGAAGACAUUUCAAUUGUAUAUCGAAUCUGAGAGACGUCGAAAAGGAGGAAGAGGUGGACAAGUAUAUGUAUAGUUGAAACGAGAAAAGAAUAAAAAAAACAAGAGAGUGAGAGAGAGAAACGAUUAGUGGCUCUCUCGAAUAUCGAGAAGAGAGCGGAGUAACGUGGGACUAUUUGAAAAUCGCGCGUGCAUGGGUAGUGGCCGCCUAACGGCGUCGUCUCGCGGUUUCGACGGAGACGUAUCGCGUUCGUCAGUCGGUGGAAUUGGAACGCGCUGACUUGUUUACCGUGCGUACGCUCGUAAGUUUAACGUUUUUUCGACACCUGGCCAUACGCCGAUUCGGGAGAAAAAAACGGACGACAUCCAUUUUUGUUCUGCCUACGACCGUUGUUUGUCUUUUCUUCAUCUCGUCGUCGACGAAGAAAACGAAGGGAUUUGGCCGGUUCAUUUUAUCCUUCUCCUGCGUCGUUAAUAUUGGACGAAAGAACAUACACGCCUAACUUCGUUCCUGCUGUUUAGAGAAUAGAGCCGAAACAUGCCGGAAGAACAAAAAUCUGCUGCAAUACCGCCAGAAGUCACAGCGGAAAAUGGCACCGGAACUAAUUCGCCAACCAAAAGUCCAGUUAGCAAAGGAAAAAUGGCUUUGGCGAAAAUCACUUUAUUAGAUGGCACCGUGAAAGAUUUUUAUAUCGAUAGAAAGGCGAAGGGACAGGAUCUCCUCGAUAUGAUAUGUCAAAGUAUGAAUUUACUCGAGAAAGAUUAUUUUGGCCUUAUCUACGAGGAUAAGGAUGAUUCAAGGAACUGGUUAGACCUAGAUAAAAGAAUUGUCAAAUUUGUCAAAAACGAACCGUGGAAAUUCAGUUUCGAGGUGAAGUUCUAUCCUCCGGAUCCAGCUCAGUUACAAGAAGAUAUUACGCGUUACCAAUUAUGCUUACAAAUUAGAAACGAUAUUAUUAAAGAGCGUUUACCGUGCUCUUUCGUAACCCAUGCUCUUCUUGGAUCUUAUCUAGUUCAAUCAGAAAUUGGAGAUUAUGACCCGGAAGAACAUGGAAGAACGUAUUUGAAAGACUUUAAAUUUGCUCCCAAUCAGACACCAGAAUUAGUGGAGAAAGUUAUGGAUCUUCACAAAACACAUAAAGGUCAGUCUCCAGCCGAAGCAGAACUGCAUUAUUUAGAGAAUGCAAAGAAAUUAGCGAUGUAUGGAGUUGAUUUACAUCCGGCGAAAGAUUCAGAAGGCGUUGAUAUAAUGUUAGGUGUCUGUUCAUCUGGUCUUCUCGUUUAUCGUGAUCGCUUAAGGAUAAACAGGUUUGCAUGGCCGAAAAUUUUAAAGAUUUCUUACAAGAGGCAUAACUUCUUCAUAAAAAUACGGCCUGGUGAAUUCGAGCAAUUUGAAUCCACGAUUGGUUUCAAACUUGCGAAUCAUAGAGCAGCUAAAAAAUUGUGGAAGGUUUGCGUAGAGCAUCAUACUUUCUUCAGGCUCAUGAGUCCAGAGCCUGUAAAGAAAGUUGGAUUACUACCACAUUUAGGAUCUCGCUUCCGAUACUCUGGGAGAACGCAUUAUGAAACGAAAAAGACUCCUAUAGAUCGACAACCUCCUCAAUUUGAGAGAUCUCUAAGUGGUCGUCGUCUUACAUCACGUAGCAUGGAUGCCUUAGGUGGUCCUAAACCAGUUGAAACUUACGGCUCAGAACCAAGUAAACGUCAUACUAUGAGUUACGAGCCUGAAAUGAUUCCUGAUAUGGAACACAUUGAUCAACGGCCUAGUCCUAUUAAAAAGCAAAAGGAGAAGCUCACACGAAAAACAAGUGCUGGAACAACAUCUGCCAGCAGUACCAGUAGCCUGGAAGGAGAGUAUGAUGCAGAUCGUACCAAAAAGAAACCGGUCGGAGGAAUUGCAGUCCUACCGCCCGGUGGUCUUUCUAAGAAGAAGAAGGAUAAACAAAAUGAAAAUGAGAAGGAAAACCAUAAUGAUCUGAACAAUUCUAAUUUAAUUAAUGAUAAUGCUCUUCUUGAUAACAAUGAUGAGAAAUCGCCCAGUAAAAAAGACUUAAAAAAAAAGGACAAGGAAACUCCAGAAAAAAAGGACAAAGAAAAGAAGGAAAAAAUUAAGAGUCCUGUUGGUGGUUUCCUCUUCGGCAAAAAAGAAAAAGAGAAGGAUAAAGAAAAGGAGAAAGAUAAAGAAAAGGAUAAGGAAAAAGAGAAAGACAAAGAAAAAGAGAAGAAAAAGGAAAAGGAGAAGGAUAAAGAAAAAGAAAAGAAAAAAGAGAAGGAAAAGGAAAAGGAGAAAGAAAAACAGAAACAGAAAGAAAAGGAAAAGGAAAAACAAAAAGAAAAAGAGAAGGAAAAGCAGAAAGAAAAAGAGAAACAAAAAGAAAAGGAAAAGGAAAAAAGUAAACAAAAAAAGCAAAAAAAGAAAGAUUUGGAUGACUCGAUAGAAAAACAUGAUAUCGAAUCAGAUGUUUCAACGUUGGGAAAAGAAACGGAAGAAAUACGCGAAAAAAUAAUCACGGAUAUAUCAAAAGAUUCUGUUAUGAACUCUGAUCGUCCUGGUUAUACAAAACCGUACGAUUAUGAAGAAACAGAAACUUCAUCUACGAGGAAACCGUUUACGCCUCAUGGUUUCUCUUACGAAGACAGACCGGCAUCUCCAGGUGUACGAGAUCAACAAUCUCCUACUGCAGCUAGUCGCAAAGCAACGGGUUUAGCAUUUAAUUAUGCUCCAGGUGAAGAAAAAAAAGUAGUAGAAUCAGUGGAGAAAAGAAAAACAAAAGACAUAGAUAAACUACAACAAGCUGGAAUAAAAACUCCUGGACUUAAUUACGUCGAGUCGGCUGGUCUUAAAGAACAACAAAAAGCUACAACUUACAGGCUACCUAAUCAAAAAGAUUCUUCUCAGGGUGAAACUCCAAAUGACGAUAGAUCCCCACAUAUGACAACAACGACCGUUACUAAGCGAACUACAGCAAUGCAUGAAGGGCUUGAAAAAAAUCCAAAAGCAAGUCAGGCAGAGGCAUCAAACUAUGGUAAAACUCCAUAUACUUCAGCAUCUGUUAUUGCACGUGCUGCAGCGUUGCAUGAAGAUUUUGACAAAAGUUCCAAUACAAGUCAGGCACAGGUACCAAAUGACGGUAAAACCUCUUACACGUCAGCAUAUGUCACUGCACAUACUGCAGCAUUGCAUGAAGAUCGUGAAGAAAGUCCAAAAGCAAGUCAGGCAGAGGUACCAAAAGACGGUAAAACCCCUUAUACAUCAGCAUCUAGUACUGCACGUACCGCAGCAUUGCAUGAAGAUUUUGAGAAAAGUUUAAAACCAACUCAGGAAGAGGCAUCAAGUGAAGGUAAAGUUCCAUACAUUCCAAUAACAGCUGGUAUUGUACGCACUGCAACAAUGCAUGAAGAUCUUGAGAAAAGUCAAACAGAAAGUCAGACAAAAAUGCCAGAUGAUAGUAAAACUCCCUAUGUGACAGCUGUUACUGCACGCACUGCAACAAUAUUUGAAGACUCUGAAAAAAGUCGCAAAACAAAUCAGACAGAAGUACCAGAUGAUAGUAAAAUCCCAUACAUGACAGCAGUUACUGCACGUACUGUAACAAUGCAUGAAGAUCAUGACAAAAAUCAAAAAGCAAGUCAGGCAGAAACACCAGAUGAUGGUAGAGCCCCAUACAUGACAGCAACAGCUGUUACUACACGAACUGCAACAAUGCAUGAAGAUCUUGAAAAAAAUCAGAAAACAAGUCAGGUAGAGGAAAAGACUGUAGCAUACUCAACUGCGACCAGUACAACAAGACAAGAACAAAGAGUAGUAACACAAGAAGUUCGGACUACAAGUCAUGUGCUUUCGGGUGAACAGCUGUUUUCACGAAGGCUCAGUACAUCUAGUUCAAGCAGCGGAGAUUCAGGUACACCAAUUGAUCUUGAUGAUGACCAACAAGCUUUCUACAAUCAAUAUUAUCAGGGUGAUCCUGCAAAUAUAGUAGUAACUGAAACGCACGUAUAUACUGGAGAGCCUGAUAGUAAUGUAACAACUACAACGACAGUUCCAUUAGUUGCAACUGAAACAAGGAAAGUUGCUUUAGAAAGCGAAGAUGGGAAUUACAGUGCAACAGGUGAAAUUGUUAGUUCCCAAACGAUAUCGAGUAAAACUCGUACUGUCGAAACAAUAACAUACAAAACUGAACGGGAUGGUGUAGUGGAAACACGCGUAGAACAGAAAAUAACAAUACAAUCGGAUGGUGAUCCGAUUGAUCAUGAUAAAGCUUUACAGGAAGCUAUUCAAGAGGCUGCUGCAACAAAUCCUGAUAUGACAGUUGAAAAAAUAGAAAUCCAACAACAGAUGGCACAGUAACAACCUCUUCUAAAAUAGAAUCUAUAAUUAUAUGGCACUCUGUCUGAAAAGCUAUGAUAUCUUCAAAGCAAAGAAAUAUGAAGAUACGUGUUUGCAUUUAUUACAUAUUGCAUACUGUUAUGCAUCUUUUUGAUGCAUGAUCGUCAGACUGAAUUAUCGUCAAUAAGCCCUUGCGUACAUUCAUUUAAUUAUGAUGCCUUUCCUUAAAGGAUUUGGGAAAUUGCUUCUUGAAGCUUACCCAAUUAUAUGAGUUAAAGCUUGAUUGAAAAUCAAGUUCGUUAGUAAAAGAAGAAGUCAUUAAUAAAGUUUUUUAUGGAACGUAGUACCUUAUACCAUAAACAAUCGUGUUCAUGUUCAGAUAAUUAAAAGUGUAUGUGUAUGCACAUACCUUGAUAUUUAUUAUACAUAUUACAUAUACAUAAAUACGUAUGUAUAUAAACAAAUGAAUAAGCCAUUAAUAUUUACGAAAAGAGGACAGAGUGCCCUUCAGAUAAAAAUUUUGAUAAUUUUAAAUAUUGAUUUAAAAAAAAAUCUAUGUCGUCUAUUCAUAAUUUUCAUAUGUAAAAAAAAGAUAGCUUUUACAAAAUGAUAUUACUAAUUUCAAAAGUGUAUAAAGUCACUAAUUCUGCUAUUAAUGCAUUGUCAUAUUUUUGACCUCUAUAUCGUUUGAUUAAUCCUUGAGCAUGGUCUAUAUAGAUAACAAUAGAACAGACUAGUUUCAUUCAAAUGUUUGAACAGUCUUAUAAUAGUAUUACAUAAUUACUUACAAGAUAUACAAUUUUUUAUUAUUCCAUGCAUACAAGGUUUGCUCAUUAAUAUUCUGUAAAAUUUGUAAGUGAUAAGUAAUAAAUACACAUGUAAUAUCCAUUCAACUGCUUAAAUGCAAAUGAAAUUAGCUUAAUUGCUAUGUAUGUUCGUGUGUGUCACAACUGAAACAAGGAAGGUUGCUUUAAAAAAUGAGGAUGGGAAUUACAGUACAACAGAAUGAAAUUGUUA